Lolium perenne is the source of this 2642-nucleotide messenger RNA. The record is from RefSeq and is a predicted model, not a curated record. Lineage: Eukaryota; Viridiplantae; Streptophyta; Magnoliopsida; Poales; Poaceae.
GGAGAGAACAAGAACAAUCAAUCGUUGAUCAGAUGUAUUUCAUUUAGAAGCAAAGACGCAAGCUUGUAUUUGGUUGAACUACGAAUUAUGGUAGCACACUUUUGACAUUGAUGCAUUGGGGUCUUUGGUUGUAGCCUGGAGACCACAAAUGCCAAAACUUGGUUAAAUGCGAAGAUACCCCUUAGUUUUGUUCUGAGGCUGGGUAGACUCAGAACCCGGGUGCGCUGGCGGAACCUUAUACUCCCGGGAUAGCUCCCUUAUCUUAGGCAUGUAUGAUGCACUGGAUGGAUUCGAGCCAGUAAGGUCUGGUAAAGAAGUUUCUGUCUCGACCAAAUUUUGUAGUUGCUACUAACAUCACUUCAGUCUAAAGUUUCAUAUGGAAUUUCGUUUGAAUACUUUUCUGCUAUUAAGUAUCAUUAUCAUUGUAAUCAAGUGGUUCACCACUUCAAUUUAAAUAGCUUGCGCCCCAGAUCGCCGGUACAAAGAGUGGUGCGUGGGGGAAGGAGAGGCGAAGCUAAGAAAAACCCUAAUUUCCGUCUGCAGGUCGUGUUGUGAAGCAGCACAAUGUUGUGGAGGAAUAACUUCACUGUGUUGCUACAACGUGGACAACACAAUUGUUGAACGAAUCACUUUAACAUGUUGCGCUAGAUAUCGCUCUAGAGACGUAAGCUAGAUAUCACUCUAGGGAUAGGACUGUCAAUAGUUUAAUUCAAAAUUCUCAACACACAAGAUCUAGUCCAUUUAUUUGAUAGGUAUGUGUACAUAGUCCCAUUACAUAGGUAGAAAUUGAACGGCUGCAUGAACCUUCAAUACUUAGCUCUACUUACAACUAGAGUGUAGAGCACUACAUAAGCUAGGAAAAGAACUACAAAUAAUCUAGUCACAACUAAUACUAGAAUAGUACAACACAUAUAACUAAAUGACCAUAUUAUCUAGAAUAUAGUAGAAGUGUGUAGAACCUAGUGCGGAUUUUACUUACUAGUAAAACUGCAUGUGUUUUGCACGUAAAUAUGUACGAUAUUAUUUUACCUUACUAAGGCAUAAUAUUAAUAAAAUAAUAAUACCUGCCAUAAUUCAGAAGUUGGGUACCAUGGUUAUUUCUCGGUUAUUUAGAAUUAGCAACUUUGGUUAACUGUGAUUACGAGAAGGAAGCAAAUUUGGUGCACAUGACCAUCAGUGUUUCCAGUUUUUAAAAUAUUUAAAAGGUGUGCGUCUGCAUUUUUAAAAAUUGUCACAAUUAUUCCAUGAAUACAUACACAUGUCCUGAAUAUUUGUGUGAAGUUUCGGUAGAAAUUGCAUUGGAUAAAAGAGGCAGCAAAGAUCGGAGUAUUUAUUUUCCUAAGUCAAUGUAGAAGAAAGGAGUAAUAUGGGUUCCAAAAAAAUUAGAAUUUAUUUUAGAGUAUGCAUUAGUAUUUUUAUGGAUAAAAGAGUCGACAAACGACAAAACAGUUAUUUUUAAAGUAGAGGUGCGGAAGACUAAUGUAAACGCCGAGAAUAAUUACUAUUAGAUGAGUAAUGUCCCUCAGAACUGUUGGGUAGCUAAGUAUACUUAACAAUCUUGAAAAAAUAGUGUUAAAUAGUUAGUAGUGUCAGAAAAGUACCGCCAAAGUUAAAGAUUUUUAAUUACGGGAAUAUAAAAUUAGAAGAACUAUAAGAAAAUUAUAAAAAGCAAAAAAAAAGUCAAAUUGGGUCUCUUCAUGGUACGGAUUCGUGGGAUGCACUCGAGGCUAAAUUUGGGGUUUUGGGUGUGUAUAUCAUGGAACAAUACUAUGAUUAUAAGAUGACUAGUGAACUCUCCGUUGUUGAGCAAGCUCGUGAGAUACAGUCACUUGCCAAAAAAAUUGAGCAGUUUAAGUGUCCCUUACCAGACAAGUUUGUGGUUGAUGGCAUUAUUGCCAAGAUUUCUUCUUCAUGGAGGAACUUUGCUACUUCUCUGAAACAAAAGAGACAAGAGUUUUACGUUUCGGAUCUCAUUGGGUCUCUUCAUGUGGAAGAUGCAAGAGCAUAGGACAUCACUUGCUUGAGGAUUUGAGGGAGAUUAUAGUGCCAAUAUGGUACAAAAGAAAAACUUACCAUCCCACAAAUUCAAGAACAAGAACAAAUCUGAAGACAAUGACAAGUUUGAUGGAAAGAACAAGGCUUCACACUCAACCAACUUUAAGAAGAACACUGAUAGAAAGAAAGGGGCUUGCCACAUCUCUGGUGAGCUCGAUCAUUGGGCUCCUAAUUGCCUGAAUCGCUAUGACAAGCGUGGGAAUGGCAGCAAGACCGCAAAUGUUAUUAUUGGUGGUGAUACUGAGAUGAAGGACGUUGGGUGCGGCCGCAAGGACUUGCUUUGUGCUGAUGGAAAAUGGCUUACGUGCUUCUGUUCAUGGUGUUGGUACGGUAAAUUUGAAGUUAACUUCGGGAAAGAAAUCUAGCUGAAGAAUGUGCAGCACGUUCCCUCCAUCAAUAAGAAUCUCGUCAGUAGAUCGCUUUUAUGUCGACAUGGUUUUAAGUUUGUUUUUGAGUUCAAUAAAGUUAUAAUUUCUAAGUAUGGACAAUUUUUUUGGAAAGGAUUAUGAGUGCAGAGGCUUGUUCUUAUCUUCGUUAGACUUAUGUACUCAAAUUAUUAAUAAUAUUUGCAAUGACAGUGAGUUUAA